This is a messenger RNA of Teleopsis dalmanni, 2991 nucleotides long. RefSeq names its product dnaJ homolog subfamily C member 16 (gene l(3)80Fg). Bases 181 to 2541 code for a protein of 786 amino acids. The record is from RefSeq and is a predicted model, not a curated record. The transcript has 11 exons. NCBI's taxonomy places the organism in Eukaryota, Metazoa, Arthropoda, Insecta, Diptera, Diopsidae.
CAAUAUGUUCAGUUAUGUGAUUUAUUUCGUUUCUUUAAACAAAAUAAAGUAGUUAUUUUUGUAUUUCGGUAUAUAUAGAGCUAAUUUGAAAAGUCGUUUUGGUCAUAAAUAAUGCUUCCAACUGAGAUCAUAAAGAAAUAAAUAAAUGUUUAUCCGAUUUUAUAAAUCGACCUAAUUGUAAUGAUUACCAGAAGCUUUGGUUCGUUUAAAUGUCGAUUGACAAUUUUUAUUAGUUUCAUAAUAAUACUCCUUACAAUAAUUGAAGCGUCAUUAGUUUCUGAUAAUCCGUAUAAUAUUCUUGGCGUUAAUAAAUAUGCUACACUUCAAGAUAUUCGGAAAGCAUACAAAGAAAAGGCGAAAAAAUGGCAUCCGGAUAAAAACAGUAAUCCAGAAGCUGAGAAAAAAUUUGUUGAAAUAAAAAAAGCCUAUGAAAUCUUAAGCGAUAAUGAUCGCCGACGUAUUUAUAACCAGUACGGUAUUACAAAUGAAGAUUCACAAUAUUUUAAAAAGAAACACGAUUACAGUCAGUAUAAUCGAUACUCUUCACAUCCAUUUGAAGAGUUGUUUGAAACUAAAAUGUUUUUUGAACAUGACGUUACUUUACUGCAUAAGUUAACAGUUAAUUCAAAAUAUUUUCAUCAAACUAUAUUACAUAGAAGUAAUAAAAUGCCUUUUAUUAUAUUGUUUUAUAACGACUGGUGCUUUGAGUGUAUGCGCCGCGCUAGUGCGUAUAAAAAACUGAAAGAUACUUUAGAGCCAUACGGAGUACAAGUGGCAACAAUAAACGCAGCUUAUGAACAGGAUGUUGUUCAUAAAAGUGGCGUUACUGAUGUUCCUUCUUUGAUUCUUUUACUUAAUGGACAUAGUUAUAUAUAUCGUGAAUCGCUAUAUACUGCUGCUAAGAUUUCAGAAUUUAUUCGGAAAAAAAUGCCAGAAAAUAUUGUUCAUCACAUCAAUGAUUUAAACGUUCAAAAUUUUCUGGAUGGUUGGGAAGACAACAGAAUAAGAGCACUUAUAUUUGAACCCAGAAGUCAAACAAGACUACGAUAUAUAAUUAGUGCUUUCAGAUAUAGAACAAGAAUAGCAUUUGGAUUUGUAUUCUUAAGUAACAGUUCCAAAAUAAUACAAGAACGCUACAAAAUCCAACCGAAUUUAGACACUAUAUUAAUAUUCAAUGAAUAUUGUGAACGUCCAGUUGCUGCUAUCACCAUGGCUGAUAUACCUUUACAAACUAUUAAUAAUAUAAUUUUAACAAAUAAGUUCUUAACCUUGCCAAGAUUAUCUUCACAGGAAAUACUUGAUGAUUUAUGCCCAGCUGAAUGGAAUCGUGCGCGAAAACGUUUGUGUGUUGUACUUAUUACGAAAAAUUGUAAAAGUCAUGAUAUUGCACGAGGAACUUUGAGGGAAAUUGCUCUUUCAAGUGAAUUUAGUUCCCAAAGAGUUCGUUUCGCUUAUAUAUUUAUGGACAAACAAACAGAAUUUGUAAAUGCUAUAUCUAAUGGAUAUUCUGACAGCAAACUAUUACGCAUUGUUGUCAUAUGGCGCCGUGAUUCUUCACGAAUUAAAUAUGAAUGGAUUGAUAAUAUCAAUUUGAGUAACAACUUUAAUUCAUCUAGUAUAUCUGAAAAUAACGAUAUAAAAAAAGAACUUGAUAAUACAAUAAAAAAAUUGUUAAGAACAACAGAGGCUCUAUAUUAUGAAACAUAUGUUGAGGCAUUGAUUGACGAACAUACACAAGGAAUUAUAAGUAAAUUGUUGUCAAAAUUUAUUUAUAUUACUGAAUAUUUAAGCGAUAAUAUGGAACAAGAACACGUACUAGCAAUAGCAUCUCUACUGGGAACAAUUAUAUUCAUGUUUGUGAUUGGCUAUGCUAUGGUGUAUUUUGUUCGCGUAGAGGAACAACAGUUAAAAGUCAAUGGUGGUCUGGCCAAAAAUGGUUCUGUGAAUCAAAAUCGAUAUAUACCUGAACUAAAACUGUAUGAAUUAAGAGCAGAGAAAUAUAAUGGAAUGGUUAGAUUACUCAAACCUGGCUGCAGAACAAUUAUUCUUAUAACAGAUUUGCAGACUCGACCUAAAUUGAUUCCUUUAUUUCAUAAAUCGGUUUGGCCAUACAGGAAAACAAAAACCCUUCUUUUUGGUCACAUGUUAAUAGAAAAAGGAUUGUCGUGGUACUCUGAAAUAUUACGUUUAUCCCUGAGUGAAAACAAAGAUUUGGAAAUCAAUCCCCGAAAUUGUGUUGGAACUGUUAUUGCACUAAAUGGCCAUCGUAAAUAUUUCUGCAUAUAUCAUGCAAAACAUCCAGAAACAGUCAGAGGUGACAAGAGAAUAUUAAGCAUCACUAAACGACUUAUAAAAAAAUACGACGAUCCUGAAUUUGGUUCUAUCAUAAACUAUGAAAAUUCCGAUGAAUCAGAUGCGGAACAAAAAAUUUUAUUAGAAGGAAAUCUCCUUGAUGGAUUAAAUCUUUGGUUGGAUCGUUUAUUUGAAGGUAGUACACAGCGAUAUUUUAUAAACUACUGGCCGGAUUUUCCUACAAAAUAAUUUUCAAGCAACUGCGUUUUUAACACAGCACAUAAUGGUCUGUGCUAUGUUAUAAACUUAAUAGUAAAUAUAAAAAUAAUUAAUAAUAAUAAUAAUGUAUUGUUUUUCUUGUAAAUUAAUAGAUCAUUAAAAAGACGUAGCCUAUUCUAAGAUUCGAUUCAAUAUGUUAGAAAAGGUUUAAUUAAGAACAUUACAAAUCAAUGUAAGAAAUGAAAUACUGCCUUUACGGAAAUAUAAAAUACCAACUUAAAAAAAGACUAUAUGCGUUAUUUGGCAAUGUUAAAUAAUUUUUACAAAGCUGACUUUUCUAGUCUAAUAAACUAACAAGUCACCAAGACUUGUUAGUACAGAUAAUGGCAGCCAAUGAGUACUAUUUUUUCACGUUUUCGUCGUGAAAUAUAUACUAUAAGUUAUUUUUUUCAUACAAUAAUAAUGUUAAUAAGCAAGUAU